Daucus carota subsp. sativus is the source of this 837-nucleotide messenger RNA. RefSeq names its product probable disease resistance protein At1g59620. Gene Ontology annotation, biological process: defense response to fungus. Bases 1 to 837 code for a protein of 278 amino acids. Lineage: Eukaryota; Viridiplantae; Streptophyta; Magnoliopsida; Apiales; Apiaceae. The transcript has a single exon. The record is from RefSeq and is a predicted model, not a curated record. Gene Ontology annotation, molecular function: ADP binding.
AUGCGGAUAAAGACAUUCUUACCAGAUGCUGACUCAAGGAUUGAUGUAGAAACAAUCCGCAUUUUGGUCCGGGAGGUACGAGAGCUUGCCUAUGAUGCUGAACAUGCUGUCGAAAGUUUUGUUAUUAAAGCCUCAUCCACUAAAAAACCAUUUCAGUGGAUGAACAGAGUCAAGUUUUCAAGGAAGAUGAAAGAUAUACAAAAAAAGAUGUCCAUCUUCUUCGAUUUAUUUUCUGAUUAUAAUAUCAGACCAACUUCUGAAUCAUCAACUUCCUCCAACAGAGAAUCGGGAAAACUAAAGCGAUUUCACUCUUUCACUACUCCUGAACCAGAGAUAUUUGUUGGAUUUCAUGAAGACGUUGAAUGCUUGGUGCGGCAUUUGCUGAAUGAAACUCAUAAUUCUUACCCACUUCUAUCUAUUUGUGGAAUGGGGGGUCUGGGAAAGACCACUCUAGCUCAAAAGAUAUACAAUCACUCUGCCAUCAAGACUCACUUUGCUGGUUUAGCAUGGGUAUCAAUCUCCCGAAAGUGGCAAACAGAUCGUGUGUUGCAGAGAAUUCUUAUAUGUCUCGUCCCUGAGAACAGAAACUCUAUCCUUAAUAUGGACACUGACAAGCUAGUGGAGUAUAUGCUACAAAUCCAAGAAAGGAAAAAAUGUUUGAUAGUUCUCGAUGAUAUAUGGUCAAGUCAAGCUUGGGAUGCAUUAAAAGCUGCAUUUCCAGCCGGGAAGUCCAUAAGCAAAUUAAUGCUUACAAGCCGUAAUGCUGAGGUUGCUGAGCAUGUAAAUUUAAACGGAUUCAUUCACCAGCCAGAAUGUCUAGGUCCAGAACAAAGUUGA